This is a messenger RNA of Seminavis robusta, 1083 nucleotides long. The record is from the annotation of a GenBank genome assembly. Lineage: Eukaryota; Bacillariophyta; Bacillariophyceae; Naviculales; Naviculaceae.
AUGUACUAUGCCUUGGAGGGGCCUUGGAUACCAAGCAUUGCAGAUCUCGAGAAUCCUUGCAACGAAUGGACUUUCCUCAACAUUCGUGGUGGUUUGCCACGGGUUUCUUGCGGCGGGAUGACUGCGGCUGGCAUGGAACAGAUGCAAAUGAUCUACAGUGUAGUGAAGUGCAGGACUGACUACUCAUUAAUAUGUGAUGCCAGUGGUGUUGUGAAAUACAUCAACAUUUCCCUGCAUGAAAUCCAUGGGACUAUUCCUCCAGAGAUUUCAUUGCUAACCGGGCUCUCUGUUUUGGACCUUCGGGGACAGUUCCUUUCAGGGAAGCUGCCGACUGAGAUUGGCCUGAUGAACGAUCUUACGAUGAUGGAUGCAAGCUGGAACGAAAAUCUCGCCGGGUCCGUCCCUUCAGAGAUUGGCAAUCUGUCUCAGCUACUAAAUCUGCGUUUGGACGUCACAACGCUGAGUGGCCCCAUCCCUAGGGAAAUUUCUAGGCUCUCCAAAUUGGAGGUCCUGAGUCUACAGUGGACUGAACUGUCUGGGCAAAUUCCUUCUGGGCUAUUUCUGCUUCCCAAUCUGAGGCAUCUUUGGCACUCGAGCCGUGAUACGGCAGAUUUGACGGCAUUCACUGUACCAAACGAAAUUGGGCUGCUCACCAAUCUGCGUUCUUUGCAACUCAACGACGUAGUCGGGACGAUCCCCACGUCGUUGGGACUGCUCACAAACCUGCAUGAUCUGCAUCUCCAGGGAAUUUUGAAGAAACCAGGUGUAUCCUCCACGCUUCCUACAGAAAUUGGUCGCUUGACUUCUCUCCACGAAUUGAAAUUUGGGAAUCAACUAAAUGGAAACAUUCCCACAGAGUUUGCUUUGCUGUCUCGUCUGCGACGUUGUGACCUGGCUGGGAACUCCUUAUCGGCCACACUGCCAAAUAGCUUGGGUAUUUUGACUAGCUUCAGUCCAAUCGAGUUCGACCCUGUGAAACUAAUGGAGAUGGCAAACUAUUCCAGAAUACUGAACAUGUCAGUCUACAACGAAAGCGGAAACGUUUCUUCUCCCUUGUAUACGUGCUUCCUGUACAUACACUGA